Messenger RNA from Fusarium sp. VM40, 1791 nucleotides. The record is from the annotation of a GenBank genome assembly. NCBI's taxonomy places the organism in Eukaryota, Fungi, Ascomycota, Sordariomycetes, Hypocreales, Nectriaceae.
AUGACUGUCGACAAACGCACUAAGCAAUGGUGGAAGCAGGCCAUCGUCUACCAAAUCUACCCCGCCUCCUUCUGCGACUCCAACGGCGAUGGCAUGGGAGAUCUCCAAGGCAUCAUAUCCAAGCUGGACUACAUUGCCAGCCUAGGAGUUGAUGUCAUCUGGGUCUGUCCCAUGUACGACAGUCCUCAGGUCGACAUGGGCUAUGAUAUCUCCAACUACGAAGAUGUCUACGCCCCAUAUGGCACUCUGCAGGACAUGGAAGAGCUGAUUCGCAAAACCCACGAGAAGGGUAUGCGGAUUAUGCUCGACCUAGUCAUCAACCACACAUCUGACAAACACGCUUGGUUUGAAGAGUCAAGACUCAGCAAAGACAACCCUAAGCGUGACUGGUACAUCUGGCGACCAGCCAAAUACUCCCCAGACGGCCAACGUCUUCCACCUAAUAACUGGCGCUCCAACUUUGGCGGCGGCAGUGUAUGGGAGUGGGAUGAGUUGACCGGAGAGUAUUACCUACAUCUCUUUGCCAAAGAACAACCAGAUCUCAACUGGGAGAACACAGACACCCGUCGAGCCAUCUAUGCUUCUUCAAUGGAGUUUUGGCUCGAAAGAGGCGUCGAUGGAUUCCGAGUUGAUACAGUCAACAUGUACUCCAAGAUCCAGAGCUUCCCCGACGCUCCCAUCACCGACCCGAAAUCAACUUACCAACCCGCCGGACUUCUAUACUGCAACGGACCCCGAAUGCACGAAUUCCUCGGCGAGAUGAGCGAAAUUCUCGAACGCUACAACGCUAUCACAGUUGGAGAGCUCCCUCAUACACCUGACCUAGAGCGAGUCUUGCGGUACGUGAGCGCCAAGGAAAAGCAACUCAACAUGGUGUUCCAAUUCGACGUUGUGGACACCGGCUUCGGAAAGACGCACAAAUACGAAACGACACCGAAAAACUAUACUCUUCCUCAAUUAAAAGAUGCUGUCAGUCGAACACAGAGCUUGAUCCAGGGCACAGAUGCCUGGACGACUGUAUUUAUGGAGAACCACGAUCAAGCCCGUUCCGUUUCGAGAUUUACGAACGACAGCCCUGAGUAUCGCGUUUCAGGAGCCAAACUGCUCGCUUUGUUGCAGUCUUGUCUGAGCGGUACACAAUAUGUCUACCAAGGACAAGAAAUUGGAUCCGUCAAUGCACCAAAGGAGAGCUACCCAUUGAAGAAUUACGUCGAUAUCGAGAGCUAUCAAUUUAUCGACAUGGUCAAAGAGCGAUCUAACAACGACGAGACUGAGAUUGAUAAAGCCUUUAAUGCCAUUCAGCACCUGGCUCGAGACCAUGCUCGAAUUCCAGUUUGUUGGAGCGAUAACAAGCACGGAGGUUUCUCAGAAGCAGCCGAGCGCGCAGGUCAAUCCGUCAAGGAGCCCUGGAUGCAAUCUCACCCUCUAUCAAGCGACAUCAACGUCGCCUCUCAGCUAGACGAUCCCCAGAGCGUGCUCUCAUUCUGGAAGAAAGCUCUUCACUUCCGGAAAGAAUUCUCUGACCUGAUGGUUUAUGGCGACUACAAGCUUCUCCGGCGGGACGAUCAGGAUAUAUACGCUUUUGUCAAGCAGUCGCCUUUGGAUAACUCCAAGGUUGUUGUUGUUCUUAACUUUACUACCGAGAAGAAGUCAUUGGCUACGCUGACGGCUGAAGAGCUGGGACUCGAUGGGAGGGACUUUAAAUUGGUUCCUAUUAUGUCGACACAUUCUGGAAAGGAACAGCCUGGAGUUCUGUUGCCAUUCGAGGGAAGAGUGUACUUGGUGAAUUAG